Molecule: messenger RNA, 2037 nt
Organism: Epithele typhae
Lineage: Eukaryota; Fungi; Basidiomycota; Agaricomycetes; Polyporales; Epitheliaceae
Product: P-loop containing nucleoside triphosphate hydrolase protein
Exons: 13
Coding region: 1-2037 (678 amino acids)
Source: RefSeq, a predicted model, not a curated record
AUGGCCGCACUCGAGUUCGGCCUGCCGAGUUUGCUCCUCCCCGCUCCAGCCCCAGAUGCCCCGCAAGAUCCCACCGCGUCCGACGUCGACGCGUUCAUGCCCACCGGUCUGCUUUUCCAAGACUCUACAGCGACAAGCCGAGAGCAGGCCAAAUGCCUGCUGCUGAAGCCAAUUCACAAGAUGCUGGACGACAUCUCGGCUACUACGGCUGCCCAAUUAGCUCGCGAGUGCGUGUCCUUCCCGCGGAUCCAUUUGCAUACUCACCCUUUAUGCAGAGAGCAAGAACAGCUGCACAGGUUGAAACUUUCAACAACCACGAAUACUGCGUUAUGGGUAGACCAAUACCGGCCCAAACGCUUUACUGAGCUUGUUGGAGACGAACGCGUACACCGAGAAGUCCUGUCAUGGGUGAAGGAGUGGGAUCACUGCGUGUUUGGCAAGAAUAAGAACCGCAGCCGGAAACGCGCCAGAGGAGACGACGACGAGAACCUGGACCAGUUGCGGCGGCCUCGAGAGAAAGUGAGCACACGUUUCGUGCGACUGCUACUGUUAUCCGGACCCCCUGUCGCUCAGCAUGCGGGUUACACAGUCUUCGAGCUCAACGCUAGCGACAGCCGUUCCGGGAACAUUAUUGAAACACACAUCCGACCUGCCGUGGAGAUUGGCACGAAGAUAGGCAGCUCGAAGCCUAAUCUCGUCGUUAUUGACGAGAUUGAUGGUGCGACAGGGAGCGCGGAAGCUGUGAGUGCGAUAUUUUCACAUGGGUCGCGAAGUGGCUUACGCUCUGGCAGGGGAAGGGAGGCGGGAGGAACACCGCAGCACUCGGCACCGCUACGGAGACCAAUCAUCUGCAUCUGUAACGACCUCUACGCCUCGUCACUGGCACAACUGCGCCAACAUGCACGAAUAGUACGCUUCUCACGACCGCACGAUACCCACGUCAUUGAGAAGAUGAAGGCGGACUCUCGUGCGCUUGCGACUCUCGUCGGCGUCGCCCAAGGGGACUUCCGGGGAUGUCUUAACACCCUGCAGAUGCUCAAGGCGCGGAAUGACGAAGUGACGGAGAGUGUGGUACGGGACGCUACAAGAGGAAUGAAGCAGACCGAAAGGUCCCAGGUCGACAUUCUCAACGAUCUCUUCACGCCGCUGUCGCGAAAACGAGCGAAAGAGCUGGGGAUUUCCGAAGAGGAGACACGAUAUGUGGAGCGGCUGAGCCGAGAAGUGGAGGGCGUCGAAACAGACAAGCUCACGUAUCUCAAUGGGAUACGUUGGCUCUGCACUUGGGACUCGAUGAUGGGCUCCAUUCGCAUGGACCGCGAGUACGCGCUCCUCCCAUACCUGCCCUACACCCUCGUCGCCUUCUACCCCCUUUUCCAGGAGCGUGGCGGUCCCAAAGUUGAACGCCCCAAGGCGGAUUGGGAGUACUGCUACACCCAAACGAAGACGAACGAGGAGAUCUACCGCUCUCUGGCCGACUGCCUGCGCACUGCGGCCACGCACACGAGCGGCGCGUACCGCCACCUCGCGCCACCCCGCCAGGUGAUCAAGCCGGCGGAACGCGCGGUGCUCGCGCGCCUGGUGUCGCUCAUGUCCGCCGUCGGCCUGCGCUUCCUUCUCGAGCGCACGGAGGAGGGCGCGCUCGUGUACAGGCUCGAGCCCGCGAUCGACGUCUUCGUCACGUACGAGGGGCGGCGCGCGGCGGACAUCGCGCUCGUCGCGGCAGAGAUCGACGCGCAGGUCAUCGCGCGGAACGCGGAGGCGACGGAGAAGGGCGCGGGGAGCAAAUCGUCGGCGUUCUUUGGGAAGAGCAACGCAGACGCCCAGCCGGCCCCAAAGCGCCAGAAGAAGGACGACACACCGGUAGAGAAGGCCGCCGUCGACUUCUUCGGGCGGCCAAUCGUGCCCAAGGAUGCGCCGACAGAGGGCAGCCAGGCGAGGGGCGGCGCGAAGGUGACGCCCUACCGGGUCGCGUACAAGUUCUACGAGGGCAAUUCCGCGGCGGUGCGCAGGCCCGUGAAGGUAUCCGCGUUCCUGUGA